AUGUGUAAAGGCGCAACAUGGAAACGUGAGGUCGUCCCCGACCACAAGUUCGACUUCCUCGACACUCGUGACUUCAGGGACACUGGAUUUGGCAUGCGGAUGAAGUACCUCUGGCUCUACAUCGGCGUGCUUAUCUCCUUCCUCGUCUACGUUUCCGACAUUUUCACAGCGAUCACCAUGCUCACAACCACAUCAUGGUCAAACGCUAUCUUCAACAGUUGUCCCAAGAACAACAGCAACGGCUGUGUUUACAUUCCUUUCAGCAUUGGUCGUUGGUUGUUCUUCGGAUGUGUCAUUGCGUCGUUCAUAUUGCUUGCGUAUGAUUCAUACAAGGCCAGGAAGAUCAUCCAGAGCCGUGAUAUCUCCUACGCCUUCACCAACGUAAUGGCCAACAAGUACUACUCCCUUCGGUCUUACGACCACUUCUGUCUCUUCGAUCACAUCUCGGCCUCUACGAAGCGGAUGGAUGACUUCGCUUUCUUCGUCUUCUUCACCUUCAAGAGUUGGAAGCGAAUUCUGUUUGCCGAUGGCCCUCGUCAGUCUAUCAACGCCCUGACACUCUACGCCUUCUACCUCUCCAAAGAGGAUGAUGGCGACUGGUACGACAUCAAGAAGUACUUCCAAGGCACUUACAUCACCUCGGCCCUUACCGUGUCCACGGCCUUCACUGUCACCGUCUUCGCGAUCUCCCUCCUCAUGCUCAUCGUUGCCGGCAUCUGCUACAUCCCCCUGCUCAUGCACAUUCAGGGUAACCUGAAAGAGUACUGUUGCUACAAGGUUGACAAGCGUAUCGCCGAGAUCAUCAAGCGCAAGAACAAACAGCGUCUUGCGAAGGCCGCCGCUCUUGCGAAGAAGGAGGCUGCCGGCGACUACUCUCACCUCAAGAACAAGAAGGGAGAUCUCAUUGCGAAGCCACUUCCUCAGCCUACCCUUCCGAAUCUCUCUGUCGACGACGACAUCAACGACACUGCCUCCAUGCGCACUCGCGGACCGGCCCCAAGCACCACUUACGCAGGUACCGACUACUACAGCGAGUACAAGGUACCGAUGGACUAUGCUUCGGAGUACCCUACGGACUAUCCCCCCAUGCCAGCAUACGCAGGAGGCUACCACCAGUAUAACGGUUCAAUCGGCACGCUCCCCGAGCACGGCGGUCCGCGCUACGACGACGACAACGCCAGCCAGGUCCAUCUCACCUCCUCUGCGGCGCCGUUGGGUCAUGCCGAAGGCGCGUACGGAGCAUACGAACAGUACGACCAGUAUCGCGCUGCCAGCGCCGCUCCGGAUUAUCGUUCGCAGAGCACGGCCCCCGACUACCGUUCGCAAAGCACGGCCCCCGACUACCGCUCGCAAAACACAGUGCCCGACUACCGCACGCAAGCCUCCGUCCCCGACUACCGCUCUAUGAGCACUGCGCCAGACUACCGCUCUGGUAGCACUGCGCCAGACUACCGGUCUGGUAGCACGGCACCAGACUACCGUUCCGCUAGCACUGCGCCGUAUGGCUACCAAGGCCAGCAAGAGUACAUGAACAACCCGUACUCACCCUCCGCCCACCAAAUGCUUGAUCACCAUCGGCAGCCCGAUCCCUACGGGUACCAGCAACAGAGCGGCGGCGGAGAUCAGUACUACAACGGUAGUGGACACGGUCACGCCAUGUAG
Epithele typhae is the source of this 1662-nucleotide messenger RNA. RefSeq lists its product as uncharacterized. The transcript has 7 exons. NCBI's taxonomy places the organism in Eukaryota, Fungi, Basidiomycota, Agaricomycetes, Polyporales, Epitheliaceae. The coding region runs from base 1 to 1662 and encodes 553 amino acids. The record is from RefSeq and is a predicted model, not a curated record. Gene Ontology annotation, biological process: potassium ion transmembrane transport. Gene Ontology annotation, molecular function: potassium ion transmembrane transporter activity. Gene Ontology annotation, cellular component: plasma membrane.